AUGGCUAGUACCAAUUCAUGGUCAGGAAACUUGGUUGGUGAGCUUCACUGCUUGACCAAGCCGCCCAACCCAGAGAAGCAUAUCGAAGCGAAAGCUAUUGAUAUCGUAGCACUUCACGACAUUCGGCAGACCACCGAUGUCCCUUGGGGCACAGGUAAAAGCGGCACAUGGCUCCGCCAACUCCUCCCCAAGGAUAUUCGGGGCGCUAGAAUAUUCACUUUCUGUUAUAAUACCGAGUUCGUGUUCGGAGGUGGUUGGGAGAAUUUCGAGACGGCUGUCUUGGAGCUUCUUCGCAGCAUUGCCACCGCGCGAGGUACAGUCCCGGCGCGUCGACCUCUCGUAUUAAUGUGUCAUGGACUAAGCGCCUUACUUAUUGAAGCCGUCGUGGCCCGCAUGCUAGCGGAAGAUUCAAAUUACCUCCAGCUCGGAGAGGCUGUCAAAGCCGUCAUAUUUCUCAACGGGUCGCAAAGGCAGUCCACCAUUGUCUCGUGGCCUACUCUGCUUCUGCAGAUAGCACAGGAGAAUCUUCUCGCGGAUCCGAGGCUAGAGAGCACAGUCCGAUCCUGGCUUCAGGAGAAUGCUUCGUCGCUAGAGAAACUUCCGCUUCGUUUCAAGAAGCUAUCAUCUGGAAUCAAGAUCAUAUCUUUAUACGGCCCCCUCGGUCUAUUUCAUCCGGGUAAUGACGAGGAACUGUUGACUCUUGGUCUCAAACGUGAGAAGAAAAUGCUAAGACCUAAUUGUGAUCAUCAGUCUAUAGCGGAGUUCACCAAUAGAGAUGACGAGGGCUUCCAGUUCUUGGUGAAGGAGCUGAAGUCCAUAAUCAAACGUGCGAACAAGGUUGAAGAAAACUCGGUAGAUCAAGGACAUGGAAACACUACCGAGGCUGCAUACAAUGAUAAAAGUGCACAGGAAGUCACAAUGGCUGCUUCACAUAGACCGGUCACAGGGGAUAUCCAAGCUUCAAAUCCACACGCAAAAGACCUUGUUGCUGAGACACUCAUCAAGAGAAAGCCUUUACCACGACAAGGCUUUGAGGCAUUGAAACCGCGGCAAGCCGGUCCGCCAUCAGACACGACCGGUUUCAAUCAGAUUCAAUAUCCUACAGGACAGUUCGCCCAAGCUUCGGGGUCCCCGGAACUACUUGUUACUCAUAGAGUUGCGCCACCCAAGGUAGAGGCGAACGAAGUCUUCGUCCAGAAAGAUUCUGUCAACAAUCACCAGACCUCGACUAAUAAAGUUGACCAAACGCAUCCCUUAGCUCCUCUACCAAAAGACCAGGUCGGUCUGGGUUCUUUUCAGGCCGAGUCUAGCUACAUGUUCCCUGUUCGCCCUUCGUCGGUUAAUAUGCCCGCGCCGACACGAUCGAAACCCGCGACUCGUGUCGUGCCUACGACGGCGAAAACGGAAUACCAAUCCUCCAACGCAAGUCUCCCGAACACUCAGCAGCAAAGUCUCGUAAAUCUUCCUCCUCCAAGACGAAAAAAGGUCUCGGAUGUAUUACCUGGGGCCAUUAAGGCGAUCCCACCAACUCUCAGUGAAAACCCAAAAUUACCUCUUAAGCGAGCAACACAGAAGCUGCCUUUACCUACUUCUUCUUUACCUUCUACCAGAAAGGAACCCCGUCCGUUAAAAGUCGCCUCUCCUGCACCAACAAAUCCUUCUAGGAACAUAACAGCAGCAGCAGAUGGCCUUACACCGCAAUCUUACCCUAAACCCCCUCAGCAGCAGGCGGCUUCAGCAGUAACACAACAUGUCCACGGCGCUGGACAGCAGUAUAAUAUGCCAAAGAAUUCGGUUCCAAAAGCGAAGGAUAGUGGUUUCUUCGGGAAACUCUUCUCUUCUUCUUCUUCUCCAAGUUCUAGUGGUUCCAAGGAAAGCAUAUCGCGCUCCAUGGGGAGUCCCGGCCUCCACCAACCUCAUACAAACCCGCAGCGCCCACAAGCAAUCUCGCGUCCCCCAAACGAUAUGACUGCUCGAGCUCAGAAUGUACAUCCUCCAUCCAAUCAUGGUAGCAGAGCACCGCUACUCCAGACGGCACACAUAAAUGGGUUCGGUAGUCCUGCUGCAAACCAACAACAACGAGGCCACCACACUCCGCCGGCCUUGAUUCCUGGGCGCGGCAGCGUGAACAACACUCAUGGCUCUAAUAAUACGAGUUACAAUAUCCCGUCAAGUUUGAUGCCAGGCGGACGAAAUAAUCUAAAUUCUUCCCGCGGCCCACAAGCGAGUCAUAAUAACUACGGUGGACAAGUCCCCUCGACGCACCACGCUAAUACUUACCAUUCAUUCAAUCCCCCACGCAACAACGGUAUUGGGACACAUUCCCCCCUCGGCUAUAACGACUCCCGCCACCACACGCCCACGUAUUCUACGCCAAGUUCAUUCCACCAAUACAUAAAUCACCCUCAGUAUACGGGAAUUAACGGCAACGGAUAUACGCAUAAUCAUAAUCCCCAGUAUCAUCACGACCCCCCGAAUUCUUAUUACGACUAUCAAAACCCGGGCUGGGAUGGUGGCCAGCACCAUAAUCCAUCAUCAUCAGAUGAUUACCUGCACAGACCCGCUGGCGCGAAUGGGAGUUAUUACGAGCAGCCAUAUCAUGGAAAUAGUUCAAAUGGCAAUAUAGGGACCGCAGUCGCUGUGGGUGUUGGUGGUCUAGCCGUAGGUGCGGCGGCUGCGAUGGCGAUUAGUAAUAUCGGUGACGAUAGUGAUGUGGAUAACAGCGAAGGAGAAGCAGAGGAGAACGACGAGGAGAUGGAUAGUAGUGAGGAGGAAGAAUAUGAGGAGGAAGACGAGGAUGAGGACGACGAGGAUGAGGAGGAAGUGGAUAUUAGCGAAGAGGAGAACGCCGCUGGCAGUAAACUCUACGUCUUCUACGGCCGCGAGCUGUGGUCAAACCUGCUCCCAACAGUCAGAUUGUACUGGAAUAUGCAGUUUCUGCUCUACGCCUUCGGAAUACUGAUGGCAAUGUCUAGAACCUAG
Messenger RNA from Daldinia childiae, 2982 nucleotides. RefSeq lists its product as uncharacterized. The record is from RefSeq and is a predicted model, not a curated record. The transcript is spliced from 5 exons. NCBI's taxonomy places the organism in Eukaryota, Fungi, Ascomycota, Sordariomycetes, Xylariales, Hypoxylaceae. The coding region runs from base 1 to 2982 and encodes 993 amino acids.